Gadus chalcogrammus (walleye pollock) is the source of this 9099-nucleotide messenger RNA. RefSeq lists its product as uncharacterized. Lineage: Eukaryota; Metazoa; Chordata; Actinopteri; Gadiformes; Gadidae. The record is from RefSeq and is a predicted model, not a curated record. Gene Ontology annotation, molecular function: GTP binding; protein binding.
AGACGCAGCCGGGACAGCCAAGGUCUAACUGGAGCUGGUCUUAUCUCUGUGUUGGAGGCUGAACCUGGACCUGGGCCAGACCGAUACAAUCAGAUGGCCGUGGACAGUGGUAAGACCGUAGUGCUGGCAGCACUUGGCCGGCCCUUCAGUCUGGGGAUGCUCUACGACUGUCGCAACGACUCACUGAUCCCCGCUCUGACACUUUGGAACCGGGAGGCCUUAGAGAAAGAAGCAAAUGAAAUACCCCAACCAAACAGUGACUUUGAGAUAGUUGCAUCUGACUCCAUCGAAGACAAAUAUUCUGCGUUGAAUGUUGAAGCUUCACUGCAAGCCAGUUUUCUGUGUGGACUGGUUGAGAUAGGAGGCUCUGCUAAAUAUCUCUCAGAUUCUAAGAUUUCCAGCAAUCAGGCUCGAGUGACACUAAAAUACAAAACCACCACGAAGUUCAAAGAGCUGUCAAUGAAUCACAUUGGCAGAGAUAAUGUGCAACAUCCAUAUGUGUUUGAGUUGGAUCAAGCAACACACGUAGUGACAGGAAUCCUUUAUGGGGCACAAGCCUUCUUUGUGUUUGACCGUGAGGUGUCACAAAAGGAAAAUAGGCAAAACAUCGAGGGCAAUCUAAAGGUGCUGAUCAAGAAGACAGCCAACUUGAAGAUAGACGGUCAUGGUUCUCUGAACAUGGCAGACAAGGACAUUGAAAAUGUGGACAAGUUCUCCUGCAAGUUCCAUGGGGACUUUAACCUUGAGAAAACACCUGCGACUUUUCAGGAGGCAAUAGAAGUCUAUCAAAGCCUACCUAAGUUGUUGGGAACCAACGGAGAGAACGCAGUGCCUCAGAAGGUCUGGUUAAUGCCACUGAAGACUCUAGAUUCUGCUGCUGCUCAACUGGUUCGACAGAUAAGUGAUGGUUUAAUCAGGGAUGCUCAGAAUAUCCUGGAGGACCUCAGCGAGCUGGUAAGGAGAUGCAACGAUGCAGAAAGAUGCAAGACAGCCCAACCUAAGAAAAAUGUGAGAACUUUCAAAGAACUGGUUUUGCAGCAUAAACUAAAGCUCCAGAAUAAUAUGAAAAGGAUACUCCCAUUGAUCCGAGGAGGAGGAGAGGAGGAAGGUGUUCUUGCAAAUAUCCUGAAAGAAGUACAUUCUUCUCCUUUCCAAAUUGAUCAACUGAAUGAGUGGAUGGAUUGGAAAGGAACAGAAAUGAUAAUCAUCAACUCUCUGAUUGACAAGAUGUCCGAAAUUGUGAUCGUCACAAGUCGCACAACUCUGCAACAGGAGAUCUACAGUGCAGAUAUCACACAUGCUGUGUGCUUUGUCUUUACCUCCCUGGAAGCCCCAGAGCCUUACCUUUCAGCUCUGUCAAAGCACUUGGAUGAAACCCAAACAGACAACGUGUCAUGUGCUUAUGAUGUGGAAAAGGAACCAUGGUUCUCCUUAGAUGACGUAAUGAACAAGGUGCAAGAGAAAGUAAAAGUCUUUAAAGAUUUUGCCGAAGCAAACAAAGAGAACAAAAGCAUCAGGUUUCUAACAGCUGAGAAGAGAGACAAUGUAAAGAAAGGUGCAACUCUCCACCUCUACAAGGAUGGCUCCUUAGUCACCGACAACUUUGAACCACCUUCAAAGCCAGGGAUGAUCAUACGUGACAUCACCCAUAACAGUGUAACACUGAAUAUUUCCCCACCUCGAUCUGGGUUGACAACUGACACCAGCUACACUGUUGAGUUCUGUGUCCAUGGAGAUGAUGUUUGGCAUCAACAAAUGGAGGGGGCGACUGGAGAUGUCACAGUGUCCAGCUUAAAGAUUAAUGAAGAUUAUCAGAUCAGGUGUAGAGCCAAGUGUGCAGUCGGCUUCGGUUCGGCUUGUGAAGGUAGCGCUUUUAAAACCUUAAAAAAAAAUAAAAUAAUGCAUGCGGAAUCUAAUCCUACAGAGUCAUCAGUCAGCUGGGAAAAGCCAUCUGAUAGACUAGCUAUAUCAAUCAAAAAAUUGAGUAAAGAAUUAAAACCUGGUUCUCCUUCAGUGUUCAAGUUACCCCUGAAGCAAAACCAUAUUAGGAUAGAUGGAUGCAAGAGCUACACAUUUGGCGAGGACAGCGUGAGGCCAAAUCGCACUCUCAUGUUCCUGGGGGCAAAAGGUUCUGGGAAGUCAACUCUGAUCAAUGGAAUGAUCAACUACAUCCUGGGCAUAGAUUGGGAAGACUCUUUCCGCUUCAAACUAAUCGAUGAGGACCAAUCGAAGUCACAAGCUGAAAGUCAGACUUCCGAAGUAACCAGCUACAAAAUCAACCACCAAGAUGGCUUCCAAGUUCCUUAUUCUCUAACCCUUGUUGACACUCCGGGUUUCGGCGACACAAAGGGUAUAGUGAGAGACGGAGCGAUCACACAGCAGAUUAGGACACUCUUCACCUCGGAAAAUGGAGUCCUUGAGAUAGAUGCAAUUUGUUUGGUCACCCAGGCCUCUCAAGCAAGACUAAUGCAUACACAGAAGUACGUGAUCGAUUCGGUGCUGUCCAUCUUUGGUAAAGACGUGUCAGAGAACAUUUGCAUUCUUGUCACAUUUUCAGACGGUCAGCCGCCUCCUGUUCUCGCGGCGAUCAAUGCUGCUAAUAUUCCAUGUCCUAAAACAGACAUAGGACUUCCAGUGCACCACAAAUUCAACAACUCUGCACUUUUUGCUGAAAAUAAUUCUUUCAGUGACAUAGCUGAUCAAGGCUCCAAAUCAUCAAAUAAUCCCCCCCCAAAAAAGAAGGAGGAUAAAAACUUUGAUGCAAUGUUUUGGGAAAUGGGGGCAAGCAGCAUGGAAAAAUUCUUUGCUGCCUUGGGACAAAUGACCACCGAGAGCCUGCAGUUAACCAAAGAGGUUCUCAACGAGCGAAAGCAGUUGGAGGUGGCUGUGGAAGGAAUCCAGGCCCAGGUACGGGCGGGGCUGGCGAAACUGGAAGAGAUCCGAUCAACCCAACAACAGAUCGAAAAGCACAACGCCGACAUCAGUUGCAAUGAAAACUUUGAAUUUGAAGUUGAAAUCCUCAAGCCUGUCCAAAUAGAGCUUACCAAAGAGGGAGAGUUCAUCAAUAACUGUCAGAAGUGUUCAGUGACCUGUCAUUACCCCUGUGCCAUAGCAGAAGAUGAAAAAAAGAGUGGCUGUGCUGCCAUGAAGGAUGGGAAAUGCAGGGUUUGCCCUGGAAAAUGUCCCUGGGAUGUACAUUUCAACCAGAAAUACAGGUGGGACUAUGUCAAAGAGAAGAAGAUGGUGAUGAUAAAAGAAGUGAAAGAGAAGUAUGUAAAAGCCACUGAGGCAAAGAUCUCAGUCGAGGAACUGAUUGAACACCUGGAAGAGGAUGUUGCCAUACUGCAGGAUGUGAUCCUGUCCAUGAUAAAAAAGUCGUCUCGCUCUAUUGCUCGGCUGAAGGAGAUAGCUCUGCGGCCUGACCCGCUGAGCACGCCAGAGUACAUCGACCUGCUCAUUCAGGGAGAGAAGUCAGAGGCCAAAGAGGGUUACCCGGCACGGAUUGAGUCUCUAGAAAAAAUUAAAGAAAAUGCCCAAAUCAUGGCCAAGGCUUCAAAAGGAGAGCCGCUAACCAGCACACAGGAUCAAUACAUUAAGGACAGACAGAAAAGGAAAGAAGGAAAGGGAAUUCGGAUUGAUGGUUGGUUUAAGAAUCUGUUUUGAGUCUUGGGUCCUCCUCAAGGUCUCCUCCCGACUGGACGUGCCUGGAACCCCUCCCUAGGUAGGCGCGCAGUGGGCAACCUUACCAGCUGCCCGAACUGGCAUAGGGCAUAGCUUUAAAAAAAAAAAAAAAAAAGAUUUCCACUAAGAUGGGCAACACAGUUUUUCUUGGAUCAGACAAACAUUUCAUUUGAAAGAGAUGGCAUUCGUUUCAAAUAGAGAUGUGGGAUUUUUUUUAAUACAACAGCAAUUACAAAGCACAGGUCUUCUGUUUUUAUAGUUUAUAGUAGUAUCCUUCUCAGGAAAUGGCCUUUGUUCUCUUCACCUCCUUUCUUCCGCUGUAACUCGUUAUGUUCAGGUUCGAGGUAUACGUUUUGUCACAACUUUGUACUGAUUUUUGACAGAGGCAACCAUUUCCCUCUGUAUUCUUUUUAACAAUUUCAGAAAAAGUAUACAAAUAAAAUGUAAUAAAUUACAGGAGGGUGGAUUCUCAAAACUGCACCAUCAUUAGUAUAAGAAGUAUUGGUUUCGAUCCACACUUCCCUAAUUUCCACAGUAGGUAUCACAGCAAUUGACAUCCUUCUUCUGCUACAUUAACUCAUUUUAUGCUUGUUCUUUGAUAUAAUAACACAGAUGCUGUUGAUGAAAACAGAGAAAUGAAAUUGCGAUCAAUAUUUGUUGGGUGUAAAUGUGAUUAUGAAUAUGUUAGAGGAAAUAAUAACAGAGUCUGUAAAAAUAAUAUUUACAAAAGUAUUUUUACAAAGAAAAAAAAUAUUAAAAGAUAUUAAAGAUUGAAAAACGUCUGUAUUUACUCAAACCUAUUUUCAGUUUUUUUAUAUUAAUUCAAGUUGGUUGUGUUGUGAAUUUUUGAAAGUUAAGUCUCAUAAACUGGAUCGGUAAAGAGUUGAACUCCUGAGCCCUGUUUCAGGUACUGGUUUUGAGGCAACCCCAGAAUUUUUUUUCGCUCUGAAUUAGUGGAAACUCUGGGUUUUCCGUUUCAGGUAGCAGGUUCAGCGCAACCGAGAGUUAGUUGCUGCUUGGGAGGUGGUUAGACCUACUGAAUUUGUUGUCUUUAAGGCUGAAGGCAGCUCUCCGACAGAAGGAAGUGUUAGAAAUGGCAUGUCCUUUUCUACGAGAGCCUGUGGACGUAGAGGCUGCGAUCCUCAGAAGGAAUCUCUGUGUGGGACAAUUAUUUAGACCCCGGUUGGAUAUACUUUCUUUUCCUGAUAAUUUUCUUCACGAGCCCUAUUGUUUUUCAGCGCAAGCUAUCAUUUAUUUAGACCACCUUCGCAGCCCCCAUGUUAACUGUCAAACGCAACGGGGGCAUGCUUUAAGUUUAAGUUUUGUUUUUUUAACGCAAUUAACGCAUGUGUAGAAUGAUCCGCCCCGUGCAUCCCACCCGCUCUGUAGGCUACCCGUGCAUCCCACCAGCUUUGUAUGCUACUACAGUCACUUUAACGUUGUGGCUUUCCCAUGAUCAGAGUAGCUGACUAACCACGGACCUAUAACUGCUGCAAGUCAAGAAACUCACUUUAAGAACGCAAGGCAGAAAAGACCCUGGUACUGCUUUUAACCAGAUGCUGUUCUUCUCUACAUGCACAUGCUCAGCAUAAUCGUCUGCAUUGUUCACUGAAGUAAAACCCUUUGAGUAAACUGUUCUACAAAAUAACCUGUCCCACCACAGCCCGUGUUCUAAUAAAGACAAUCUACUUUUUAUGAGGAUUUCUAUAUUUCCUGAAAGCACAAAAAAAAAAAGUCAUUCAUAUUGGGUAUGUUUUUAGAGCAGGGCACAGUAUCCCAGUUUGCACCUCUCCCACCUUUAACUUAUGUUCCAAAAUUUGGAUCUCCAAAUCAUCCUUUUGCAUCUUUUGCCUAAGGUGGUCCAUUUGACUGGAAGCAUCCGCAUCAGCUUCGCCACAGGACCGGAGGCUGGCAGCUUCCUCCGCCCCACUCAGAAAGGUCAAAAGGAGCCGGCACCACGCCGCUUAUAAGAUAGCAAAAAGUGAAUGUGUAUUUCUCGUUACUUUUUGUCAUUAUUAAAGAGAGGCCUGAUUCUCAGAAAUGCAUGUUGAAUGGCUAGAGCAGGUCCUGCCUCUUCGGCAGGCAUCAUGGAUCUCCAUCCAGCAGCCUGUACAUUACUGGAAGCCAAGGUCUCUCUGGCCAGUUUGGGGCAACCAGCAGGAGUCUGGGGUUCCCCUUCUGAGCUCUGUGUAGAGUUAACCCUAUCAGUGGAAAUGGCGGGAAGGCAUAAAGGAGCUGACGUGGCCAAGGAUGGGCCAAGGCAUCCUGUGCCAUCGGACUAGUCUCUGACAGAGAGAACCAAAGAGGGCAAUGUGUUGUGGUGGAGCAAACAGGUCCACCUCUGCUGCGCCAUAUUUGCUCCAUAUUGCCUCUACUACCUCUGGGUGGAGUCGCCGCUCCCCUGACGGAGGUUUCUGGCGUGAAAGAAAGUCUGCCACCGUGUUCUGUGGCCCUGGAAGGUACAUAGCCCUGAGGCUGGAAAAGUAAGGGAGAGCCCAUGCAAGAAGUUGCUGUGCAACCUGUAAUGGCUGAGCCGACCUUGUGCCCCCUUGGUGGUUCACAUUCUAGACAGCUGACUUGUUGUCGCAUCGUACCAGAACAUGUCUGCCCCUCAAAUAUGGCAGGAAUUCUAAAUAAAUAUGGCAGUAGCGCUAAAUAAAUAGUAUGGAGCUCGAGCACAUUUAUGUGCCGUGUCCUGUGCUGCGCACUCCAGAGCCCUCUCACGCCCUGUGCUGCCACACUGCCCCCCCAGCCAGGGAGCGAAGCAUCGGUCACCACCACCUCGCGGCGUGAGGGGAUCGAACCCAGUGGGACACCUUUGGCAAGAAAUGCCCUGCGUCUCCAGGGUUGUAAUGCCAGGAGGCAUUGACUGCACACCCUGACUUUCCUGGAUCCGUGCAACCACGGCUCUAAGUGGAGGCCAUUGAGACGGGAAGGCAAGUGUUUGGACGGUGUCCAGGGUUAUGCCAAGGAACAGUACCUGUUGGCUGGGAAUUAGAAAACUUUUGCCAUAGUUGACUGUAAGACCCAACCUUUCCACAUGGCCUAGGAGGGCUGAUUGGUGCGAGCGCUGCCCGAAUGCACCUUGUGAAGAUCAUUGGGGCUAUUGAUAACCCAAACGGGAGGACCCUGUACUGGUAGGCCCGCCAUUCGAAUGAGAAGCGCAGGUAUGGCCUGUGAUGUGGUGCUAUUGGGACAUGAAAAUAUGCAUCCUUUAAAUCUAUUGAUGUGAACCAGCUCUGCCGUGCGACGGCCUGGAGCACUUCCGCUGUCUUUAGCAUUUGAAAAGGCAAUACUUUCAGAAAACUGUUCAGCCCUCAUAAGCCCAGUAUAGGGCGAAACCCACCCGCUUUUUUGGAACUAAAAAAUACACUGAGUAAAACCCACCUUGCUGUGUCUGAGGAUCUACAAUCUCGAUGGCCUUCUUCUCCAUGAGGGUGGAUACCUCCUGGCUGAGGGCCUGUCGCCUUGUGGGAUCGCUGACUGUAGUCAGUCUGAUCCCCCUGAAAACAGGGGGCCGGCGUCGGAAUUGGAGAUUGUACCCCUGGGAAAGCGUGGCCACCACCCAAGGGUCUGUAGUGCAACUACCCCAGCAGAUGAGGUGCUGCUGGGCGAAGCGCCCGACGCCCGGCCCAAAGCCGUCAGUACCUGCCCCCUCUUGGGGGCCUGGAACCCCGACCCCUGACCUCUCUGUGCCUGGGGUGCAGGUCUUGUGGGAGCCCGACGGGGUUGAUAGGAUCUCUCAGGAGCUGGUGAGGUCCUGGGAUAACCUCUAGGACGCGCUGGCGGGAGAGGACGAUUGGUGCCAUAACCUUGUGCGGUCUCUCCAACAACCCCUGUUCAGGCAAGGAUUAUUCAAGCUUGUGUUCAUUCCAUGAAUUCUUCAAUAAUUUUGUUGUCAAAUGUCUCAUUUCGUAGCUGCAUCUCUGGUGAAACUGGUCGACGGGCUCUCCAACAACCCCUGUUCUGGCAGGGUGGAGGUCUUCCUCCAGGGCCAGUGGGCCACAGUUUGUGAUCAUGGCUGGGACCUGGCAGAUGCCCAGGGGGUGUGUAGACAGUUGGCCUGCGGGAGGGUGCUGGCUGCACCACAUGGUGCCAGUUGAGGACCUGGACAAGGGCCUAUAGGGUUGGUUGAUAUAAACUGCACUGGCCACGAAUCUAAGCUCACACAGUGUCGCCACAGAAGACUGUGGUCCCACAACUGUGAUCACCAUGAGGACGCUGGUGCUGUCUGUGAAGGUAAUACAUUUAACUUGUGGCUACACAAUAUCUGCUUUGUCUUCUGCUAAAAUAACAUGACACUAAAUCUAUGGCUUAUUUUCCUAUCCAAUGAAUUAUAUCUCAUUCUUCAGAAAGAAUGUGAUGAAAACAUGCUUAUUUUGUUAUUUGAGGUUGUCUUCAAUCAACCCGUAGUCAUAUGUUUUCCUUUUGUCGUAGCUGGCCCUCCAGUGAGACUGGUCAACGGUCUCUCCAACAACGCCUGUUCAGGCAGGGUGGAGGUCUUCCUCCAGGGCCAGUGGGGCACAGUUUGUCAUGAUGGCUUUCACACAUCAAUUGGAAUUUGAGUGGACUACAAUAUUCCCGUUAGCCAAGUCCGACCUAAGUGAUUCUCACUGUUGGCGACAAGCUGAUUUAAAUCAAUACAAGAACACAUGGAUCGAAUGAGCGCAUGUUGUAGUCCAUCUUCGGAAAAUUGUAGUUUCAUGCUAGAGACGCUAGAGCUCAGCAAUACUCCCCGUCGCACAAUGACGUCGGUUAGGAAAAGUUGAAUUCAUUUUAAACAGGACUGUCUUUUCCUAUGUUCGAAAGGAAGCACCUUUUCAUCUCUCCUUGACCCGAUGACGUUUUCCACAAAGGUUAAGGAAAGGUGGCAUAAAGGUCAGGAGAUUUGACAUUCCGAAUUCUCCCCAGGUAGCACUAGUGUUAAGCACAGGGGCGUAGCCAGGAUUUUAGGCCCCCAUUAAAGGUUAUCUGUAUGGGCCCCCAUGGUGCGCAUGCCACAAUUUGUCCACCAUUCAUUCUAAAUCUAUUACAAUUAUUUCACUGAAUGUGGACAAUAUAUUGGGGACAUAUCUGCUGAAAGCUGGCAAUGCUGCUUUACCUUUUAUUUUUUACUUAUUAUCAUUUUCAUCUCUUUUCAUCGUUCAAAUAAUUUCUGCAUUGUUUUAUUUCAAAUGUAAUAGCCAAAUACGAUAUUUCAUGACCUAUUGAUGAAUCAUAUAUCACUAAAGCCCUUUCUAGAGUCCUUCCCUCUUAGGCUUAACUGUCCUUACCUUUAACCUAUUUGCCACGCUGCUGGUUACACAAGUGUCAAAUUACAUCCAUAAUGUGUUUCAUGUGUUGUAGAUAUGAAAGAGGAUUGUUGAUUGCAUAAUUACAUUUUGUUGUGAUGUACCACAAUUAUUAAAUGUUUCAUAA